Messenger RNA from Penicillium malachiteum, 1572 nucleotides. Its product is annotated as Lactose permease. Gene Ontology annotation, biological process: transmembrane transport; carbohydrate transport. Gene Ontology annotation, molecular function: carbohydrate:proton symporter activity. Gene Ontology annotation, cellular component: membrane. The record is from RefSeq and is a predicted model, not a curated record. The transcript has 7 exons. Lineage: Eukaryota; Fungi; Ascomycota; Eurotiomycetes; Eurotiales; Aspergillaceae. The coding region runs from base 1 to 1572 and encodes 523 amino acids.
AUGUUGAAGAGGACCGCAACGGGGACUUGGAUGCCCGCAUGGGUUCCAGAGUCCACAUUCACUCUUUCCUUUCUCUUACUUAUCUGUUCUAUCGUUCAAUCAGCUACCGGUGGGUAUGAUGGAUCCAUGCUCAACGGACUCAACAUUCUUCCAUCUUACACUGAUUAUUUCAACCUAAAUAAUGUGACAGCUGGACUGAAUACUGCUUCUGUCUCUAUCGGAGGAAUUCUCGGCCCUUUGGUCUCUGGUAUCAUCGCGGAUAAAUGGGGCCGUCGUCCAGCCAUCUUCUGGGGCUCGGUAGUGACACUUGUAGGCAUCGUCCUUCAGACCGCCGCUCAGAAUGUCGCCAUGUUUGUGGUGGCACGCAUUCUUCUUGGAUUUGGGUCUGCGAUCACAGGAAUCGCCGGUGGAGUGUAUCUCUCAGAAUCGUUCCCUAGUCGUUGGCGCGCCUGGGGAGUCGGAUUACUGAAUGACUUUUACUAUGUCGGAGCUCUUAUCGCCGCCGGUGUGACACUUGGGACUGGCCAGUGGCAGUCGACAUGGGCUUGGCGAGCUCCGUCGCUUUUUCAGGCAAUUUUCUCGAUUGGUUGUAUCUUGACCUUACCAUUCAUCCCUGAAUCCCCGCGAUGGCUUGUUCAUCAGGGAUACUACGACGAAGCUCGACUAGCCGUUGCACAGACAAAUGCAAAUGGAAAUCUCGCGGAUCCAGUCGUCAUCGUCAUGUUUAAGGAGAUUGUUGAUACCUUAAAAUGGGAAAAGGAGAACGGAAUGGCCAUGAGUCCCAUUGAGAUUUUCAAGACCCCUUCUGCACGGAAACGACUUCUGAUUGGAAUGUCUCCCGGUCCCUUCUCAUGCAUCGCCGGCAAUAUCAUCGCCUCAUAUUACUUUGGCUCCGAGCUUGAUACGGCAGGUAUCACAAAUACCAAUGACCAACUUAAGGCAAACGUGGUUUUGAAUGUGUGGUGCCUCGCGUGCUGUCUGAUCGGCACUCACCUAGCAGCCAAAUGGGGUCGCAAACCAACCGCGAUGCUCUCUCAAGUUUUACUGAGCGCAUGUCUGUUCAUCAUCGGUGGUCUCUCGAAGCUAUACGCAUCAAAUCCGGAUGGAGCUUCGAGCUCUCUGGUUUACGGAAAUGUAGCCGUGAUGUUCCUCUUCCAAGGAUUCUAUUCAUUGGCCUGGACACCACUUCUCUACCUCUAUCCUCCUGAGGUAAUGAAUUAUUCAAUUCGAGCUAAUGGACUUGCCUUCUCUUCGCUAGUUCUAAAUGCGUUUGCCCUCGUAUUUACUUUCAUUAUGCCCAUCGGUCUUGGGAAUAUUGGUUGGAAGAUGUACAUCAUCAACGCAUCCUGGGAUCUUAUCAUUCUCGGCUUGAUUGCAUAUUACUGGGUUGAAACGAAAGGGAAAACCCUGGAGGAGAUCGACGCCAUCUUUGAGGGAGAGAAACACUCUUCAGUACCAGACGUGGACAAAAUUCUACGAGGGGAAAAAGUCAUCGAUACGGAUGUUGUUGAGGAACAAAUUCAUGCAGAGCUGGGUCCGAGUCCUUUGUUCGCAACUCAAGUUGUUCUAUAA